This is a messenger RNA of Saccoglossus kowalevskii, 1077 nucleotides long. RefSeq names its product cationic amino acid transporter 4-like. The record is from RefSeq and is a predicted model, not a curated record. NCBI's taxonomy places the organism in Eukaryota, Metazoa, Hemichordata, Enteropneusta, Harrimaniidae.
AUGAGCAGAGACGAUAAGGAAGUGGAAGGAGGUUUCGUCCCAUUUGGCAUUUCGGGCAUUAUUUCUGGAGCUGCAACGUGUUUCGUCGCUUACGUGGGUUUUGAAGUUAUUACUGCAUCGGCCGAAGAAGCAAAAAAUCCAGCUAAAAGUAUCCCAAUUGCAAUAUGUAUAUCUUUAGUAGUUGUAGCUGCAGCAUAUAUUGCUGCAUCGACAGUGGUCACAUUGAUGGUACCAUAUUAUGAAAUCGUACCUGAAGCAGCAUUUGUGGAUGCUUUCCGUCAUGUAGGGGUGAAGUGGCUUAUGUACGUGGUGGGAGUCGGAUCAUUGAUCGGCAUGACUGCUACUUUUUUAACUGUUAUCUUUGUGCUUCCACGUAUCGUAUUUGCAAUGGCUAGAGAUGGUCUUCUUUUUGAAGUGUUGGCUGAAGUUAAUUCACAUACUCAUGUACCUGUAGUUGCCACUGUUACAUUUGGUAUUUUAGCAGGACUCCUUACUGUUGUAUUUGAUUUGAAUUCAUUAGUUGAGUUUUCAUCAAUUGGUACUCUCUCAGCCUACACCAUUGUAGCUGCUGGUGUACUUGUGCUACGAUAUGAACCAGAAAAGGCAUUGAUAAUUGUCGACAAACAUGUAAAUCCAGAAACAAAUAAAAUUGAUUUGAAGAAAAAGAAUGAAACAUCCCCGUUAAAAAGGAUAAGCUCUCAGUCAAAUCAUGGUGGCGAAGUCAGAGAAUCGUUUAAUGGCUGCAGGACUUUACGAAAUGCUACACCUGGUACUAUACCAGCUUUUGCAGUAUUUAUAAUGUCCAUAUUCAUGUUUGCAUUAGCUGCUGUUAUUGUAUUCUGUGGUGACGCACUAGCAGAAGAAAGGUCAUGGGUUAUUGUGAUUGUGGUUGUAUUUGGAUCGGUCGUGUUACUUUGUUUUUUUGUGUUAUGCAUACACUACCAGAAUACGAGUAUUGUGACAUUCAAGUUUCUUCACUCCUUUCAACAACAUCACGAACAGAAAAUGGAGAUAUACAAAUACGACGAACAACAACAACAACAGCAGCAGCAGCAACAACAACAACAGCCUGUUUGA